GCAGCGUAUAAACCAUGAGCACAGCCAGAGCAGAGGAGCAGAGGGAGUCACAAUCAGAGAGACAACAUGGUUUUGUUAUUCAGGGCUGUAUUGCUGCUGGCUCUGCUCGCUGCUCUUCACUGCACAAAAUCUCAGAGCAUCAAGACCAAAGUUAACAGACGAGGAAAAGGUCGCACCGUGAAGCUGAUCCUGGACCCCUCCCUCUCCUCACAUCUCUUCUCAGACCCCCCAGUGUCCUCCAGCAACACGGCCAACCUGUCAGUGUCUCCAUGGGUCUACAGAGAGGAUUGUGACCCAUCCCGGGUGCCUCAGUGUCUGUACGAAGCAAAAUGCCUGACCGCUGGCUGUGUGAACCCCGAGACCGGCCAAGAGGACCUGUCUCUGGAGGCCAAACCCAUCCUGUACCAGAUCGUGGUCCUGCACAGAGUCCAGCGCAAAAAGAAAGUGGCUCGAGGCAGGACGUCCCCACAGGAUUUCGACAGGGACAAGAAGAGGUACGACUUCAGACUGAGCACGAAGGUGGUGACUGUGGGCUGCACGUGCAUGAGGCCCAUCGUGCACACGCAGAACUGAUCAGGCCUGGGACAAGACAACGGUGCCGCCCUUGUGGACAGAGUCUUUAAUGCUUUUGCACUUUUAGCGUUAUUAUUAGACUAUUUAUAAAAGCAGAGCAUUUUACAUAUAAUAUAACUUUAGGUUCUAUUUGGAUGCUAAAUACUGUGACUUUUUUUAAUUUAUCAUUUAAUUUUGUAAUGGAAUUUCAAAAUAUCUUUGGUCCAGUUUGGCUUUGUACAGGGACCUUUCUUCAUAUCAGUUGUUACUGUAUUUUAUUUCAUCAACAACAAUACCAGACCAAAAGCUAAAGCCUGUUUUUCAUGUUGUAACAAUGUGUUUAGCAUAAGGAAGUGAAAUGCUGCCCUCUACAGGUUGCAUCAAAAUUUUGGAUUUAAAGGAUGUGAAAUAUGCCAUUUAGAUUUGUUCUCAAAAUGUAUUAAAAAAAAAAAGAUUUAACUAAUUUCUCUACCUGACCUUUAACUUGGUCAAUCAGGAUACUCGGAUAUUGUAAUGUCGUAAAGUGCGUUG
Periophthalmus magnuspinnatus is the source of this 1083-nucleotide messenger RNA. It is a transcript of the gene il17a/f3, whose product is annotated as interleukin 17a/f3. The transcript has 4 exons. The record is from RefSeq and is a predicted model, not a curated record. Bases 67 to 573 code for a protein of 168 amino acids. Gene Ontology annotation, biological process: inflammatory response. Gene Ontology annotation, cellular component: extracellular region. NCBI's taxonomy places the organism in Eukaryota, Metazoa, Chordata, Actinopteri, Gobiiformes, Gobiidae. Gene Ontology annotation, molecular function: cytokine activity.